GACACAAAAGGGCUAUUGAGCUUAUAUGAAGCUUCACAUUUGGGAGCCAAAGGAGAAACAAUACUACAGGAAGCCAAAGAAUUCAGCAAAACACAUCUUCAAAGCAUGAAGAUUACAGCCGAUGAUAAUAAUAUUGGUACAGAUGAAGCCCUUGAACUCCCGAGGCACCUUAGAAUGGAAGGCUUAGAAGCAAGACUGUACAUUCAACAAUAUGCCAAACAACAGUCUCACGAACCAGCCCUUCUCGAGCUAGCUGUCAUGGACUAUAACCGAGUUCAAGUUCAACAUCAAUCAGAACUCUCUAAAAUUACAAGGUGGGGGAAACCAAACACUCUUCAAAUUCACUAUAGUGCCCAAGGGGUAAUAGCGGCUGACGGGCGGCGUGCGACCGGACGGCUGACGGACGAGCGACUGACGGGCGGCAGAUGGCUAGGGCUUAGGACGGACGGCGAACGGGUAGGGAUUGGGACGGACGGAAGGCCAAGUGCGACUAGGGCUUCGGUCAAUCUUGGGCGAGACGGGAGUUGGGAAGACGGCGGACGGCAAGGGCCGAGUGCACCUUACGGGCCGCGUGAGGCUAAUAUUUGCAGAGAAGAAUACGAG
Molecule: messenger RNA, 603 nt
Organism: Striga asiatica
Lineage: Eukaryota; Viridiplantae; Streptophyta; Magnoliopsida; Lamiales; Orobanchaceae
Source: the annotation of a GenBank genome assembly